Amaranthus tricolor (Joseph's coat) is the source of this 695-nucleotide messenger RNA. RefSeq lists its product as uncharacterized. The record is from RefSeq and is a predicted model, not a curated record. NCBI's taxonomy places the organism in Eukaryota, Viridiplantae, Streptophyta, Magnoliopsida, Caryophyllales, Amaranthaceae. The coding region runs from base 111 to 647 and encodes 178 amino acids. The transcript has a single exon.
UUCAAAUAAAACACUCAUCACCAUCCAAACUUUCGUCUAAAAUCGAUCAGAUCAAACGAACCCAAAAGUUCCCCAAAUAUUCCAAACCCUAACAUUUUAACAUCUCAUCAAUGGAGGCAACAGCAGAAGAUCUAAACCUCCUCAACAAGAUCAUUCCUCCGCGUAUAGACGACGCCGGUCUCGAAGAUUGCGCAUUGCCUCCCCAUUCUAUUCAAGAAGCCUUCCUUAAAGCAGCCUCCGCUGUAGGUUCACGCGCAUCUUCUAUUUUCUCCGAAGACACCGGUGGAUGCGUCACCGAUCCUUGGCGGGAGAAAUCUGUACAAUCGGAUUCUCUGCUUGGUAUCGAAUCUGAAAAUGCUCCUUCGGAACCUUGCGCAGUUGGUAAGGGUGUUCCAUCGGGCAGAGAAGGUGAAUCAGGGAGUGAUGUAGUGGUGGUUGGAGAUAGAAACGAGGAAGACAUUGAAAAGAAGGAUGAAGUUUUGGUAGUUGGUUAUGGCGAAGAAGGUGGUGAUGGAAAAGAUUGUGUCGAUGGGUUGAAGGGGUUGAAGAUUAAGGAGAAGGAAGAGAAAUGUGAUGAAGAAGAUGAUGAUGAUGAGGAUGAAAAGAAGAAACCUACUUUAAUUGAGGGGUAUUUCUUGAAUCCUUAGUUUUGUUUUUGAUUAGUUUUAAGGGAAUGUGAAUUGGAAGAUCUGUGU